AUCAUUUCCGUUGAGUUUCCAAGAUGGCUGCCCACACAUGUAAACAUGCGACUUGAUCUGGAAAUUAGUGCUGUUCAAGCUUGAAUUUUUUGGAGCAUUAUUCACCACGUAGAUCCGUGUGACGUGGACUGUUUGGAUAUUAACAUCCGAUACGGGAUUGUUAACAAAGAAGAGAUACAUUUGUGUGUUAUUACCGAGCCAAAAAAGGCUAACGUUAGCCUGCUAAUCCCCAGCGUUAGCUCGGCAGCAGAGCCAUGCCAGCGCUGACUUUAUUCGUUGGUUCUCUGCCAGCUUCAGCUUCAAAUGAACGACUGGAGGAAAUAUUCUCUGAAAUUGGUCCGGUUAAAUCGUGCUUCGUGGUCAGAGACAAAGGCACAGAAAAAUGUCGGGGAUUUGGCUAUGUCACAUUUUCCAUGGAGGAAGAUGCACAGCGAGCCUUAAAAGAUGUAAAAGACUACGAGGGAAAGAAGCUUUCUAUAUCGGUGGCGAAGAAGAAAAUAAAAGACAAAAGGAAAACAGCACCUAAAGAGCCAGCUGCAGCUCCAAAAGAAAACGAGGAGAAAUCCAAAGGCUUAAGGAAAACGCACCUAAAAGCGAGACUCAUCAUUAGGAACCUGAGUUUUAAGUGCUCGGAAGAUGAUCUCAAAGAAGUAUUUUCCAAGUUUGGAACAGUCCGCGAGGCUAAAAUUGCCCUCAAACCAGAUGGAAAGAUGCGAGGAUUUGCAUUUAUCCAAUUUAAAAAUGUGUCUGAGGCAGCAAAAGCACUAACUGCUAUGAACCUGAAGGAAAUAAAAGGUCGGCAGGUAGCAAUUGACUGGGCUGUGCCGAAGGACAAGUUUAUUGCCACACAGUCUUCCUCAAUUGCAGGAACUAAAAAUACUGAGGCAUCAGCAAAACUGUUAGACUCAAAGAGUGACAGUGAAGACGAGGAAGAGGAAAAGCCACAAGCAGCACCUGCAAAGAAAAAAGUCACUACCAAACCUGAAGUGGAGGAUGUCCAAUCGGGAGAGGAAGAUGAUAGCGAGGAACAAGACAGUGAGGAGGAGGAGGACGACGAGGACGAUGAGGAGGACGAGGACGACAAGGACGAUGAGAAAGAAGAUGAUGAUGUGUCCCAGGAGGAUGAUGAUGAGGAUAAGAGUAGCCUUGAUUCAGAUGAUGAUCAAGAUGAGAGUGAGGACGAUGAGGAUGAUGAUGAUGAUAAAGAGGAAGAAUCAGCCAAAAAGAAAAAAUCCAAGAAACUUCUCCCUUCAGAUGUAAAAGAGGGCAGAACAAUAUUCAUCAGGAAUCUGUCGUUUGACACAGAGGAAGAGGGUCUGGAGGAAGUACUUUUAAAGUAUGGAGAGCUUAAUUACAUAAAGGUUGUUCUCCACCCAGACACUGGACAUUCAAAAGGUUGUGCAUUUGCUCAGUUUAAGAAUAAAGAGGCUGCAGACAAAUGCAUAGCUGCUGCACAGGAGGAGGCUCAGAGCGCUGGUAUCCGUUUGGAUGGCAGAAAGCUGAUGAUUGUUGCAGCGGUGACCAGAGAGGAUGCUUCCAAGCUGAAAGUGGACAAAGUGAAAGUAGAAACAGGCACCAGAAACCUCUACCUGGCAAGAGAGGGAUUGAUCCGUGCUGGAACCAAGGCUGCAGAGGGUGUCCCUGAAGCAGACAUGGCCAAAAGAACCAGAUUUGAAGAAAUAAAGAAGACCAAGCUUCGCAGCGUAAAUGUCUUUGUUUCAAAGAAUCGUCUGUGUGUCCAUAACCUACCCAAGUCAGUGGACGACAAAAAACUCAAAGCUCUCUGCCUCCAAGCAGUAAAAGGAAGCAAGGGAGUACGCAUCACAGAGUGUCGGGUGAUGUAUGACAAGAAGCCACAGAAAGGUCAGGCGAUGGGACAAUCGUUAGGCUAUGGCUUCGUCCAGUUUCAAGAGCAUGAGCAUGCUCUCAGCACAAUUCGUUACCUCAACAACAACCCGGACCUCUUCGGCUCACACAAGAGACCUAUCGUUGAGUUCUCCCUGGAGGAUACAAGGAAACUUAAAAUAAAAGAAAUACGUCAACAAAGGAACAAGGAAUUCUUACAAAAUCGGCUGCAAAAAGGAGGAGGGAAACCUCAGUCCCAGACAUCGGCAGAUGGAAAAGGAGCCAGUAAUGUCGGAAAUAAAGCAGCGUCCUCAUCAGGACAGACGGGAGACGAGAAAUCUCCUCUUGAAAAGGCCAUAAAGUUUUCGGGCUUCCAGACCAAACCGGAGGUCGAACAUAUGGAUUUGCAAAAUGGGAAGAAACGAAAAAAGGUUCUAGCCUUCCCAUCCCAUCGGGGGCCUAAGAUCAGGAUGCGUGACAAAGGAAAGCCGCAGGCCCCACCACCCAAGAAAGCACGUCCCGGAUCCAACAGGAAAGAUCGUCAAAGACAACAGAUCGAAAAGCCCACACAGCCCAGAAACCAGAAGGCUAAUAUGGGAAAGAAGCAAUUUAAGAGAAGGGACGGGGACCGUUUUGACAGCCUGGUGGAGCAGUACAAGAAGAAACUGAUGGGUAGCGGAGACGGGAACACCAACGUCAGAAGAAACAAGUGGUUUAAUAGCUAAUGCAGUGUCUGUAUGUCUGUGUCUGAAUGAGUGUGUGAGAGGGAGAAUGUCUUUGAAUCUUAAGUGUUUAAGGCUAACACAAGAGAGGUCCUCUACAUUCAACAUACUGAUGUUUUAAAAUAAGUACAAUGGUUAUCAUAAUUUAGUUUUGUGUGAAAUUUCACAGUUUAUGAUGCCAGUCUGUGAAAUCUUUGUAUAACUUAACUUCAUUCAGUCUAUUCCUGCAUUUCUGUAAACCAGACUGUUCUUCGAAAACCAACUGGUAAUCUACAAAUGGUUAAUUUUCAUAUACUUGGCUUUUUAUGAAAAAAAUAUUAAAAAUCCUUGAAUUGGU
Eleginops maclovinus (Patagonian blennie) is the source of this 2904-nucleotide messenger RNA. RefSeq names its product RNA binding motif protein 28 (gene rbm28). NCBI's taxonomy places the organism in Eukaryota, Metazoa, Chordata, Actinopteri, Perciformes, Eleginopidae. The record is from RefSeq and is a predicted model, not a curated record. The transcript has 20 exons. The coding region runs from base 255 to 2570 and encodes 771 amino acids. Gene Ontology annotation, molecular function: mRNA binding. Gene Ontology annotation, cellular component: nucleolus.